CUCACAUCACUACACUAUAUUUACGCUACAGCAAAGGGGCGAAAAAAUCCAUAUUUCUAUUGAUCUUUAUGUAUUUGGAUCGGUUUUGAAUUGGUUAAAAAGUAAAUUUGGAGUCAAGAGUAGUGCUUGUGCAUCGUUAUUUGGACUUAAAAUGUUUGUUUACAUAGUGGAACCGUGAAAUUCCGUGUUAUCAUUCAAAGACUGGUCGUGGUUCAUAAUGUAUAAUGUUCAGCAGCCCGUGUCGCUUGUCGUCAAAUGGUAUAAAGCACUCGGCCUGUACAGUCCUCCGACCGAUGUGGUAUAUUUAGUGCCGGGACAGUGCUAGCGGACAUUCGAAAAAAUCUACCCGCAUGUUUAUCGUUUAGCAUAUACCUUCGUGAUAGAAAUAUAGGACAGUUUGAAUUGAUCGGUUCUACGUUGAGGACACUGCGUGAAAAUGUCUGACUUUAUACCGAGCUAUGGGGUUCGGUUACUGCAACAGUGCGCGUAUACAUCUAAGGAUCAGAGGCAGUGGAGGUCACCAGUCCUGGUGCCCCCCCUGGAAUCGACACAUGCCGACAGAUUUGUGCCGUGCCGUAACGGAAACAAUUGGCAAACAAAUUAUCAAGCUGCCAGCAGAUGCACAGAAAAUCAGCCAGCCAAAAAAGCGCGCAGUGAGGGAGGCAGCGACAAUGCGAGUGGCGGCCGUGAUCAGGUCGCGUACAACUGCCUCCUGCAGAAUGAACUCCUCGGCGCGCAGAACGAGGAGGUGCGAAGUCCGUCGGCCACGUGCGCAGACGGCAACAAAGGUGGUCUCGGCUCCGCUGCGGCGAUCACGAGGUCCCCACAUCCUUACCAGCCAGUGUACAGAUACAAGGCGCGUUCGUGCAGAGCUGAGGAGAACAUAGAUCCAUCACCGUACAGUCUGUCUCCGAUAUCCGCUAAAUCCGAGAAACUCUUGCGGUCACCCCGCAAGGCCACGCGGAAGAUAUCUCGGAUCCCGUUCAAGGUGCUCGAUGCGCCGGAGUUGCAGGACGACUUCUAUCUGAACCUGGUCGACUGGUCGGCCCAGAACGUGCUCAGCGUCGGUCUGGGCAGCUGUGUUUAUCUGUGGAGCGCAUGCACUAGCCAGGUGACGAGGCUAUGCGACCUGUCGUCGGAGGGUAACGCGGUGACGUCGGUGGCGUGGAGCGAGCGCGGCCACCUCGUGGCGGUGGGCACGCAGAAGGGACACAUCAGCGUCUGGGACGUUGCUAGCAAUAAAGAGGUAUCGAAGCUGCAGGGUCACAUAGCGCGCGUGGGCGCCCUCGCGUGGAACGGCGACAUCCUCAGCUCCGGCUCCAGGGACCGGCACAUCCGGCAACGGGACACCAGAGCGUCGCCGUCGCAAUCGGCCCGCGUGCUGCAGGGUCACCGGCAAGAGGUGUGCGGCUUGAAGUGGUCGCCCGACGGUCAGUCGCUCGCGUCCGGCGGUAACGACAACAAGCUGUUCGUGUGGUCGAUGCACUCGACGUCCCCGGUGCAGACGUACUCGUCGCACGUGGCGGCGGUGAAGGCGAUCGCGUGGUCGCCGCACCAGCACGGCCUGCUCGCCUCGGGCGGCGGCACCGCCGACCGCUGCAUACGCUUCUGGAACACGCUCACCUCGCAGCCCAUGACAUACGUCGACACAGGUUCGCAAGUGUGCAACUUGGCGUGGUCCAAACACUCGAGCGAGUUGGUCUCAACGCACGGCUAUUCCCAGAAUCAGAUCUUAGUGUGGAAAUAUCCUUCGCUGACUCAGGUGGCGAAGCUAACCGGCCAUUCGUACAGAGUGCUGUACUUGGCUUUGUCGCCCGACGGCGAGGCGAUAGUGACCGGCGCGGGCGACGAGACGCUGCGGUUUUGGAACGUCUUCUCCAAGACUCCCUCGCACAAGGAGAACAAGAGCGUGCUCAACCUCUACACCGCGCUCAGAUAAACAAGUGCACAGUGAAUACAGAGUGUGCGAACUGUACCGCGAACAUUAAGUGUGCUGACUGUACCGCGAACAUUAAGUGUGCUAACUGCAAUGUACAUAAUGAAUAUUGGUCGAUAUCGAAAGUCUUGUUGAUUGGUGAAAAGUGCCACGUAAAUUGGUCGGUUUAUAGUGAAUGUGAAAUUUGUAUUAUACCGGGAAAAUUUAGCGUUUUUUGCUAUAAGGCUUAUUCUGGAUAUGCGUAAUGUCCGCUCUUUAAGCUUAUGCUUAUCGAUGUUUUCGAAUCGAUUAAACGAGAUUUUCGAUUUCGAUCGUGUCGAUGAUUAACUUUCGAGUGUUAUUGAGUAGUUAUUUAUUGUAUUUCUCUGAGAUAUUUAAGAAGAGAGUUAAAAGAUAUUACGCUUAACGUGUCGUCAACGUAUGCUGGAACCGAACGAAGACUAACUUGAGAAAUAUCAGACGUAUAGUGGACGUAUUGUGUGUAAUAUUUUAAGUUGUGGAAGUUUUGGUGAUAUAUUUUGAAAUGUAUAAUGAUUUGCAGAAUUAUGCCAAAUUAGCGCGUGCUUUCUGUGAGUCUAAUAUCUUAUACAGGUGUUAAUGUGUAAUGUUCAGAAUUGUACCCAAAUAUGGGAUAUAAUAACCAAGAAAAAACAAUAAUCCACCAUAAAUUAAUUGAAACAUUUGAUUGUGGUUAUGUAAAGAAAAAAAAUUCAAAUGUUUUAUAAAAAAAAAUCGUAAAAAUAGGUUUUUUUUAACAAAAAUAUCCUACCAAAAUAUAUCACCAAGAUCCAUUUGAAAUCGUGUUUUUUUCUAUAAUAUACACUUGUUUGUGUAUUCAUUAUACAUAAUGACGUUUAUAUUGUAUUUAGAACACUUUUAUUAAAUUAUCCUGUGUAUAUAGUUUGUUUAAGGAGCCUAAAGUAAAAGAGAAGUAUCGAACACAUUUGAUAUUUCUUUUUUACGGGCCCUGAUAUAAAUUUUAUUUUUUGUUGUUGAAGUUGACUGCGUGCUUAGAGAUUCUCGUCAAAAAGAAAUUAAAAAGAAAACUGAAUUUUAUGUCGUAAGUAUUAAGGUUACAUUUAGUUUCUGAUCUUAUUGUCUAUGCCAACUGUAAUAACUUCUCAGCUGGUGCCUGGUCUUACAACUGGAUAAGUCAGAGGCCUGGUUUUAUUAAAAAAAAACAACCACCCAUGUUGCUAACAUUUUAAUUUAUUUUUAAUUUUGUACACUUAAUUUAAAAGCGUAUAAGAUAUAAAUAUAUCAUAAGGAGAAUUUCUUGAGCACGCAGUAAUAGUUUUUCUACAGUCACAUUGUUGUGAAUUAUACAAUUUUUGACUGAAAUUGAUUUUAGACAAGUUGUUGAUUUUAUAAUUGAUCCCAUCUAAAACAUUUCGGUUGCCGAAUGGUUGUGUGAUAUUAUGACUAAUGUAAUAUUUUUUUUUCUAUGUUUCAGCAAUUGUUUUCGGGGUGUAAAAAUCAUGGGUGUAUAUAUGUAGCUGAGUUCCAGAGUUAGACGAACUAUUAGCAAUGAACUGAGGUAUAAUCGAUUGCCAAAAUUAGAGUUGCUUCGACUAAUCGAAUAAUUUGAAUGUGGCUCAAACCAUGUAUUAUCAAAGAAAUGUCUUGCCACCGAAUAGAUACUGUAAUGUUUAAAAUUUUCGCUUGAAAUUCUAAGUGUAAUAUGUGUAAUUAGAACUAAUUUAGUGAUGAGGAAAAUUGAUUGGAGACGCCUCGACAUGACUAUUAUCACGUGUAUCGAUUAUAAUUUAUCGAUCGAUUGUAUCGAUAACAUUGUAAUGAAUCAUAUCGAUUUUUCAAAGAUGCCAAUCCUGAAAUAUUUGAACAUAAAUUAUUAAAAGUAACUUAUUUAUUUUGUGAUUAAUAUUUAUUCAAAGCGUGAAUGGUAUCCCAAAUAAUCUUAUGAGUUAAUUAUUUUUGGAGGUUUGGUUGUAUAAGAAGUUCUAGUAUUCUUUUUUAUUAAACACCUUAUUGAUCUUUUUAUUUACAUUGUUUUGUCUAACUUUCUUAAGGCUUAUAAGGCGGCUAAGAUAGGAUUGGAUAAAACAUUUCAAACAAACAAAAUUAGAUGCUGUCUAUGAAUUUAGAAAUAAUAAUAAUUUUGUUCUUAACGCUCGAGGCGUCUCCAUUCAUUCUGGAUGUAUUAAAUAGUGUAUUUUGUGCAAUGAAUAUUAUGUACGAGUUUAGAUUUAAAUUUUAGCAAAUAUGUUAUCUGUGUGACGUAAGUCUAACAAAUAGUGUCGCUGUAGAGGGCAAACUAUAACUAUUAUGAGUAAAGGAUUGUCUACAAAGAUGCGUUUAGGGCGCUUCCACACUGCGGUUACAGUGACAGGUUUCUAAAAAGUUACCUUGUAAUUGCGGUAUGGUAGCACCUUUAUUUCUCUCGAAUGUUGUAGAUUUGUUGACGGAGUAUUGCGUAAUCUGUGCCCGAGUGGAUACCGACUACAACAUCAAACAGGCCGGCAUAAUUCGGGCUACCGUCGAGAAAUAUCAGUCGUUCAUGGACUAUAUGGCACCGACAAUCUGAUUAAAUUUAAAUAUACAACAUUCAAGCGGAAAUGAUCAAGUCCUAUUAUUCAAUUUCUCUAUUUUCCUGGACAAACGGUCUGCAGUAGACGAUUCACGAAGUAAUCGUACCAAAAAUAUGUCAAAUUAUUGGUAAAUAUAUUUUGUUUGGAUAAAUUUGUGUUUAUUGUCUGGUUUUGUUUGAUUGUAACAAUAGAGGGACUUAUUUUGUGCAAAUUGUAAACGCGACCACGAACAGGGCGAUUGUUUGUAAUAACGCGCCUUCUGCGAAUGGAAGCGUCCCAUAGAUAUCUUUGUACCAUAGAUUAUACAUUUUUCGCCAAUGAAUAAUAUGCGAUCUUAGGUGUGGUUACAAAAUUCUGCCAGAUAACAAAAUAACUCAGUCGAAAACAACACGGUUUUACUCACGUUUUAAAAGUAGUCGGAAUCGCCGACCAGUUUCGACCUAUUAAGUAGGUCGUAUUUUAAACGUAGUAAAACCGUGUUGUUUUCUACUAAUUUAAUACGUCUUGCGUAAGUUUUAAUAAUAUUAACAAAAUAACUGGCAAUUAUCAUGUCAAAAAAAAAUUACAUACUUUUUGUAGACACAUCAAAAUUACGUUAUCUGCAUAAAUUGUUGGCCAUUUAUAAGUGAAAUUGAUUGCGUCAAUAUAAGCACUAACGACGUUAUAAUACUAAUAAAUAUGAUCUCAGAAAAGUUUAUAUUAGAAUUUAAUUAAAUUAAGUCAUUGAAAUUAAACUAGUUUUGCUAAUUUGAUCGCAGUUUUUAAUUAUAUUUCACUCCAGAUGUGUUAUUCGUCACGGGGCGGAACAUUUGCUGGAAGUCCUUCGAAACGUCAUGAGUAGAAUAAAUCCGCGAUAAAAUAUGUAAAACUGGUUUCAAUUAAGACAAUCAUACCAUUCACCAAAUAAUACCGACAGAAAUUCACAUUAUUAAUUUAUAUAUGUUUUUUUGUAAACGGACCAACAAUUCUUAUGUUCCUUUAUCUCCUUUCUUGUAUCUUAGCUAUUUUUCUUUUUAUUUUUUUUUUGUAUAAAUUUUUCUAACCGUAGGUCCUUUUGGUGUUAAAAAUAUGAUUUAUUUAUGUAAAUAGAUUUGAGAGUUUAAUAUAUGCACAAGUUAGGAUAACUCGACUAUUAUUUUUAUAUGUAUUUGUAAACGUUCUUUUCGUUAGAUAUGCCUUUUUGGAAACUUAAGUGUGGCGCAAAUCUUGCUUGAAUAUUAAAAAUUGCAUUGUGUGAGGCCACGGUUGCAGCACGCUUAUAGUAUGCGAUCUUAUAAAUACGUAGUUUGGAUUAAAAAAUACAUCCUAAUUGGUAUGUAGUUGAAACUUAUACAAAAAUGAUCCAAUAGUAGUCCUUUCAUAUCCUAAAACUAGAUGCUGAAUCUCCUCAAAAGUUGUGUUAUUCAUGCGAUCAUGCUAUGAAGUUAACAUCUGAUUUGUAAUUGUUCGCAUACUGUACGCCUAAUGUGGCCGCGGCAUAAAAAACAUGUUUCAUAGUAACAAUAACUAAAAAUCCUUAAAAAUGUACUAAAACAAUAAUAAUUGCAAUGAUUGCGGGCAUAACUAACGAUUUAAGUCAAUAUCGAUAUAGUGUCAUAUGUUAGAAAUAAAGUGUUUGUGUGGUACA
This is a messenger RNA of Manduca sexta (tobacco hornworm), 6112 nucleotides long. It is a transcript of the gene fzr, whose product is annotated as fizzy-related protein homolog. Gene Ontology annotation, cellular component: anaphase-promoting complex. Gene Ontology annotation, molecular function: ubiquitin ligase activator activity; protein binding; anaphase-promoting complex binding. Bases 437 to 1939 code for a protein of 500 amino acids. Gene Ontology annotation, biological process: anaphase-promoting complex-dependent catabolic process; positive regulation of anaphase-promoting complex-dependent catabolic process; positive regulation of ubiquitin protein ligase activity. The transcript is spliced from 9 exons. The record is from RefSeq and is a predicted model, not a curated record. NCBI's taxonomy places the organism in Eukaryota, Metazoa, Arthropoda, Insecta, Lepidoptera, Sphingidae.